AUGCAAUCAGUCAUUGGGGAGGUGGUGAAUAAUGCCCAAGCUGGCUUCAUUCCUGGCAGGAAUAUUGCUGAUAAUAUCCUGUUAGCUACUGAGCUAGUGAAGUGUUAUUCCAAGAAACACAUUUCUCCUAGAUGUAUGAUCAAAGUGGACCUAAAAAAGGCUUAUGACUCCCUUGAGUGGCCUUUUCUUAAGUCUAUGAUGCAAGAGUUAGGUUUUCCAGAUUUGUUUAUCAAGUGGGUGAUGCAAUGUCUCAGUACUGCUUCUUAUUCAAUUUUGGUGAAUGGUUUUCCAACUAUACCUAUUCCUGCAAAGAAAGGCUUGAGACAAGAUGUGCCUUCUGUUAACUCCUUGUUUGGUGCCUUUCUAAAAUUUUCUGGUGCUUCUAGUCUUAGUGCAAAUUUACAUAACAGUGAAGUUUAUACUGCUGGUAUCCCUGCUGAUGUGGAGAAACAGAUAGUUGAUGCAAUUGGUAUCCAAAAAGGUUCCUUUCCUUUUAGAUACCUGGGGGUUCCCCUUACCACCAGGAAACUGAGAUAUGUUGAUCGUAAGCCUCUUAUUGAGAAAACUAGUGCCAGAAUUAGAAGCUGGACUGCAAAGUUCCUAUCUUAUGCAGGGAGACUGCAACUGGUUAAAUCUGUUCUAUUUGGUAUGCAGCUAUAUUGGUGUCAGAUUUUUGUCAUGCCAAAGAAAGUGAUGAAGGAGAUUCAGCAGCUGUGUAGGUGUUUCCUGUGGACAGGAUCUGAUUUGGGGUCUAAGAAAGAAACUGUAGCUUGGGAUGACAUGUGUCUUCCCAAAAGUUGUGGAGGGUGGAAUUUGAAGAAUUUGGUAAUCUGGAAUAAAGCUGUUGUGUUAAAGCAUUGUUGGGCACUCUCAAUGAAGCAAGAUAGGCUCUGGGUGAAAUGGAUCCACACCUACUAUGUGAAACAUCAUGACUUCUGGACCAUGCCUGUCCCUAAUGGGCUCACCUGGUCUCUGAAGAAGAUUUGGCAACAGAGGGAUAUUUUGGUGCAAACUGGUGGGGUGGAUCAGUUCAUUGUGAAUGGGAAAUUCAAGAUCAGCAGAAUGUAUAAGGCUCUUCAUACUGGUGGCACUCAGGUACAAUGGAAAAGAAUAGUGUGUAAUAGCAAAGACAGUCCUAAAGCUACCUUUAUCACUUGGCUGGCCCCGCAGAAUAGGUUACCUACUAAAGAAAGCUUGUUAUCAUGGAACCUCAAUAUUGAUGGUGUUUGUGAAUUCUGCCAGGUGCAGGAUGAAAAGUUGUCUCAUCUGUUCUUUGAGUGUCACUACUCUCAAGAUAUCUGGAGAACAGUGUUGGUGCAGUUGGUUUGGCUUCAGAGAAAUGCUAGUGAGUUUAGUAAGAAGUUUGAUCCUGUAGACAGUGUUGUUAGAAGGAUUCUUUUCAUUAAUAUUUUAGCUUUUAGGAAUCAGUAG
Molecule: messenger RNA, 1431 nt
Organism: Spinacia oleracea (spinach)
Lineage: Eukaryota; Viridiplantae; Streptophyta; Magnoliopsida; Caryophyllales; Amaranthaceae
Exons: 3
Coding region: 1-1431 (476 amino acids)
Source: RefSeq, a predicted model, not a curated record